Glycine soja is the source of this 1574-nucleotide messenger RNA. RefSeq names its product NAC domain-containing protein 100-like. Gene Ontology annotation, biological process: regulation of DNA-templated transcription. The record is from RefSeq and is a predicted model, not a curated record. Gene Ontology annotation, molecular function: DNA binding. The transcript has 4 exons. NCBI's taxonomy places the organism in Eukaryota, Viridiplantae, Streptophyta, Magnoliopsida, Fabales, Fabaceae. The coding region runs from base 251 to 1318 and encodes 355 amino acids.
GGUGAAGACCCACAUUUGGUGGAAGCUUCAGAAACACACUCCUCCUUGUUUUUCUUCGUUACCUUUGUACUUAAAUUCCCUACCCUCCAUGCACGGUGAUUAGUAGUAAUUAGAAAGCUCUCUCCCCUCAUUGAUCUUCUUUAAAUUUAUCCUACUUUGCAGUAUCUCUCAAAUCAUUGUUUCGUUUCCAAGUGAACCAUAUAACUUAUAUAAAGCAUCAAAACCUGAUUCAAGAAGAGUUUGUUUCUCCAUGCAAAAGGAAAAGGAAGCAAUUGUCAAGGAGGGGACUACGGAAAUAGAAAUGGAAGGAACCCGUGCAAAAGAGGAAACCCUACCACCGGGAUUUCGAUUUCACCCUACCGAUGAAGAACUUGUCACAUGCUAUCUGGUAAAUAAGAUAUCGGAUUCUAAUUUUACAGGGAGAGCAAUAACUGAUGUAGAUCUCAACAAAUGUGAGCCAUGGGAGCUGCCAGGGAAGGCAAAGAUGGGAGAAAAAGAAUGGUACUUCUUCAGUCUGAGAGACCGUAAAUACCCAACGGGUGUGAGAACAAAUCGAGCAACUAACGCCGGGUAUUGGAAGACCACAGGGAAAGACAAGGAGAUCUUCAACAGUGAAACAUCGGAGUUGAUUGGCAUGAAGAAGACUUUAGUUUUCUACAAAGGCAGAGCUCCCAGAGGAGAAAAAAGCAACUGGGUCAUGCAUGAAUAUCGCAUUCACUCAAAAUCCAGCUAUAGAACUAACAGGCAGGAUGAAUGGGUGGUGUGCCGGGUAUUCAAGAAAAGUGGUAAUGCGAAGAAGUACCCUUCUUCCAACCAUGCAAGAGCAGUGAAUCCAUACAGCUUGGAAAUAGAACCAAAUAUUUUGCCUCCGCUAAUGAUGCAACUGGGAGAUCCUGGUGCUCAUUUCCUUUAUGGAAGAAACUACAUGAACAGUGCUGAGUUAGCAGAACUUGCUAGGGUUUUGAGAGGGGGUGGAUCAACCAGUAGUGUCAACCUGCCAAUUCAAUCCCACUUGAGCUACCCUACAUCAUCAUCGACAGGAGGAGGAUUCACCAUUUCAGGGCUCAAUUUGAACCUUGGAGGAGGAGGAGCAACAGCCACAACACAACCCAUUUUAAGGCCAAUGCAACCUUCUCCUGCUCCUGUUCAUACGAUGGCUCAAGUACUUGAUGCCAAUUCCAGCAUGAUGACAACCAGUUCUCUUGGUGCUGAGAAUGUAGGUUAUGGAGCAGAAAUGAGUAACUUGAAUUUGCAUGGGAAUAGGUAUAUGGGCGUCGAUCACUGCAUGGAUCUAGACAACUAUUGGCCUUCCUACUAAAUUAUGAUGAGACACCCUUAUUUAGUUUAUUAGGCAUAAUCUAGUACCUAGUACUAUUACUAUAUAUAUAAGUUUAGUUGGAUCAGCUACCAUAAAAUUGAAGUUCUGCUAUUUUCUUGUGUUUCCAAGUUUUAUGCCGGAAAAUGACGACCGGUAUCCUAGUGAUCGUGUACCUUUUCAAUCAAGUAACAUUUUGAAUGUUUGUUUAUCGAUUACUACUGUCUUUUCUUUAUUGAACAUCACUAGCUAUAUGUUA